This is a messenger RNA of Astyanax mexicanus (Mexican tetra), 1043 nucleotides long. It is a transcript of the gene exosc4, whose product is annotated as exosome component 4. Gene Ontology annotation, biological process: rRNA catabolic process; poly(A)-dependent snoRNA 3'-end processing; nuclear mRNA surveillance. NCBI's taxonomy places the organism in Eukaryota, Metazoa, Chordata, Actinopteri, Characiformes, Acestrorhamphidae. Bases 61 to 798 code for a protein of 245 amino acids. The transcript has 3 exons. The record is from RefSeq and is a predicted model, not a curated record. Gene Ontology annotation, cellular component: cytoplasmic exosome (RNase complex); nuclear exosome (RNase complex); nucleolus.
GUUUUGGGCUGUGCGGGGACCCGUAGUGCGGGAACACGUGUUGUGUGUGCGGGAGUGAUCAUGGCGGGUCUGGAGCUGCUGUCGGAUCAGGGGUACCGGCUGGACGGGCGCAGGGCGGCGGAGCUGCGGAAGCUGCAGGCCCGGAUGGGGGUGUUCGCUCAGGCGGACGGGUCGGCCUACCUGGAGCAGGGAAACACCAAGGCGCUGGCGGUGGUGUACGGCCCGCACGAGGUCAGAGGGUCCCGCAGCAGGACCCUGCACGACCGCGCCGUCAUCAACUGCCAGUACAGCAUGGCCACGUUCAGCACUGCGGAGAGGAAGCGCCGGCCGCACGGCGACCGCAAGUCCAGUGAGAUGAGUCUCCAUCUGAAACAGACCUUCGAGGCUGCUGUCCUCACCCAGCUCUACCCACGCUCCCAGAUCGACAUCUACGUUAAAAUCCUGCAGUCGGACGGUGGGAACUACAGUGCGUGUGUGAACGCCGCCACUCUGGCCCUGGUGGACGCGGGGAUCCCCAUGCGGGACUAUGUGUGCGCGUGCACCGCGGGCUUCGUGGAGGACACGCCGCUGGCGGACCUGUGCCACGCGGAGGAGAGCGGGGGCGGCACCACGCUGGCCCUGGCUCUGCUGCCCCGCAGCGAGAGCAUCGCCCUGGUGCAGAUGGACGCUCGGCUCCACCAGGACCAUUUGGACCCGCUUAUGGAGGCAGCGAUGACAGCCUGUAAGGGCCUCAGUAAAGUGCUGGACAGUGUGGUGCGGCAGCAUCUGCAAGAAGUGUCUGUGCAGACCAGAGAGUAGAGAGUCUUCCUGAAUGCCAUCUUAAAUACACUGUAUGGACAAAAGUAUUGGGACACCUCCUCGUUUAUGUUUCUUCUGAAAUCAAAGAUGCGGAUUUCAUAUUUCAGCAGGACUUGGCACACUACACACACUGCCAAAAGUACCAUUUGGUCUUAUCUACUAUUCAAAUUUACAGUUUUUUCUUUCUUUUUUUAUUGUCUGUAAGCCAUAAUUAUCAACAAUAAAAGAAAUAAAAGCUUAAAAUA